This is a messenger RNA of Didymodactylos carnosus, 765 nucleotides long. The record is from the annotation of a GenBank genome assembly. NCBI's taxonomy places the organism in Eukaryota, Metazoa, Rotifera, Eurotatoria, Philodinida, Philodinidae.
AUGUCGGACGAAGCAUUAGCUCGUUUACCAUCACGUGAUAAUAUUAAACGUCGCAUUAGAAUGUUACGUCAAGAUAAAAAGCUUCCAUCAGCCCCAAAUGAUCCUAAUUUUCCAAAUGUUCCAACAGCUUUAACCGUAACAUCUCGCGGUGAUAAAUUUUUACGUUGUGAUACGGGACCAGAUAUUUUACAAUCAUGUGAUGAUUUUCUUGUUGAUGGUAUAUUUAAAAUAUUAGGUUAUCAGAAUCGUUAUCAAGAAGAUGUUAAAUUUGCUCAUAAUAUUAAUAAAAUAGCUGCGUCAGCUUUUAUUCCACCUUGUGAUGUAUUACAUGCAUAUUCACGUCUUGCAUUAGAUCUUGAUAAUGAUUACCAAGAUAUUUUAAAUUAUUUUGAAGAUACAUAUAUAGGACGACUUCGCCCUAACAAUACACGACGUCAACCAACAUUUAGUAUUGAAUUUUGGAAUAUGCAUACAAGGACAACACAAUUAUCGAUGCGUACAAAUAAUUCUGUGGAAGCAUGGCAUCGUCGUAUAGGAUGUGUAUUUCAAUGCGCACAACCUACGCUUUGGUCAUUUUUACAAAAAUUAAUUCAUGAAGAACAUGCAACGCAUGCUGAUGUUGUUCAUAUAAAUAGUGGUGAAGCACCAAAACAUAAAAGUAAAACAAAUGAACGGUUUGAACGACGUCUUUUAAAUCUUUUAUUGCAUCCACAUGAUGAUAUUCUUAUGCAACUAAAUAAUAUUGCACAGAAUAUUUGCUUAUAA